GUCGUUUGGGUCCGAGGGGAAACAAGCAUACCAGGACUAGCUUAGUGUAACGUGGACGUAGCAGAACAGCUGUGAAGUUUAAAAUCUGGCUUAUUUGUAAACACAACUUAUUUAAAUAUCUUCCAUUGUCUUCUCACACCUGACAACACCCUCAACAGUGAGGUAAAUCUGAGCAGUGGAGGUCAUCGCUCCAGCUCACCUCCAUCAACAUGCCCUACGUGGAGUGGGCUGAGGCUCAGCUCGCAGAGAUCGAGCUGCUGACCAGCAUGUUCCCCACCGUGGAGGAGCUGGAGCUCACAGACCAGCUGGCGGUGGCUGAGCUCAGGGACUUUGUGGAGGGGUCGGCCUCAGCACACAGCCCCCCUCGUCCCCACAGACCCCAGUUUCUCAUCAAGCAGAGGCUGGACACCGCAAACACGGCCAUGACGGACGUCAUUCUGUCCUGUGCUUAUCCAUCUGAAUAUCCCAGUGUGUUACCAGAGAUAACAGUCCGGUGUGCUGGUCUCAGUCGGGCCCAGCAGACGCAGCUCCACACAGCGCUCAACGCACACCUCGUGGAAAACUGCCUGGGGGAAGUGUGUGUGCUCUCUGCGGUGGACUGGGUGAAAGACAACCUGCAGCUCUUCAUAAGUAAGAGUUUAACAGCAGCACCGGCCCCAAAGAAAGAGGCGCCUCCCCGGACGGAGGAAGUGUUCACCCGACUGUGGAUCUACAGCCACCACAUCUACAACAAGACGAAGAGGAAGAACAUCCUGGAGUGGUCCAAGGAGCUCGGCCUGUCGGGGUUCAGCAUGCCCGGGAAGCCUGGAGUUGUGUGUGUGGAGGGGCUUCAGUCGACCUGCGAGGAGUUCUGGUCCAGAGUGAAGGUUCUGACAUGGAAGAAGAUCAUGAUUCGACACAGGGAGGAUAUUCCCCUUGAUCGUCAGUGCAAGGACAGCAGGACUGGGGAAAGUGUGGAAUCCUUGCGCAAGUUCACAGGCUUUGAAGAGGCCAUGUUCGACCCCCAUGGGAACAGAGGGAAUCACAUGGACCUCGGGCAACUCUACCAGUUCUUAAGCGAGAAAGGCUGUUGUGACGUCUUUCAGAUAUAUUUUGGCAUUGAAGGGAGGUAGGGGUCAAACUUGGAGCCUUGCAUUUGCAAGUGCUCGUUUAGUUUUAUGUGUGUUACAUGCUCACAAAUGCAAUCGUGAGCCCGUGGUCACAUGUGCCUGAUAAACUGAAAUGAACGAGCCACCUUUUUAAUGGAGAGUUGCUCAGCUGUUCCACCGGGGACCUCAUUGGAAUAAAAGACAGAAACAACAUCUCUGCAAUCCUGAGACACACGGCUCUUGCUCUUUGCAGCUAAUAGGCAUAUUUUUCAAAAAUAAGUAUUAAAAAGAUGUUUACCUGAGCAUUUUCUCAAGGACCUCAGUUCAAUUUGCAAUUUUAAUACUCCUAUGUGCCACAGAUCACAUCUUGCCCCAGGUGUUUCUCCCCUCAAAUGGCACCACUGUGUAUUGCUACCAGGCUAUUACAGGAUUUUCAGGUCUGAUACUGCAUUAGUAAUUGGACAACAUAGUCAACAAUAUGUUGGGUAUCUGUUUAUGAAAUCUGUUGAUUUUCUUUCUUCUUAUGAAUUAUAGAUAAAACAACCGCGGAAAGACUUUCUCCAAUUUUCUUGGAAUGAUUAUCUGAUGAAUUGUGCAGAUUUGUGGAUUACACUCAAGCAAUUAAAAAAAUCUGGGUAUUGAA
Molecule: messenger RNA, 1731 nt
Organism: Pleuronectes platessa (European plaice)
Lineage: Eukaryota; Metazoa; Chordata; Actinopteri; Pleuronectiformes; Pleuronectidae
Gene: rwdd2b
Product: RWD domain containing 2B
Exons: 5
Coding region: 210-1112 (300 amino acids)
Molecular function (GO): protein binding
Source: RefSeq, a predicted model, not a curated record